Molecule: messenger RNA, 1449 nt
Organism: Salvia hispanica
Lineage: Eukaryota; Viridiplantae; Streptophyta; Magnoliopsida; Lamiales; Lamiaceae
Source: RefSeq, a predicted model, not a curated record
UCCCCCACCAUCUUCUCCACGAAUCCACUACCAAAACUUGCUCGAUUUUAAUACCUGCUCUGUAAAUCCUUCGCCGUGAAUUAGUUUCGGAAUUGAAAAGAUGCCGCCUGUUCGUGGUUCUGCUGCUAGAGAGAAGCAAAAGUGUAGUGAAUGCAUGCGACCAUACACAAUGCUAGAUAGGAUCCCCAAUCAAGUAAGGCACGCAAACAGAUUAGUAGGCGUAACUGACAUCGACUGCAUGCUAAACCUUCAAAUGGACCGCAAUACAUUUGGAAGACUAUGUCAGUUGCUAAAACAAAGAGGGGGUUUGACAGAUGUGAAAUGUGUUAGUGUCGAGGAGCAAGUAGCAAAGUUCAUAGGUCUUCUAGCCUAUCACAAGAACAGUAAGUUUGUUGAUUUCACCAUUGAGAAGUCAGAUCAGACUGUUCCUGACUACGUCCAUGAAGUUUUAAAAGCUGUUUUAAAGCUUCAUGAUAUCCUCGUGGUACAACCAGAGCCUGUGCCGGAAGAUUGUCUUGAUCCUAGAUGGAAGUGGUUUAAAGGUUGUCUGGGGGCGUUGGAUGCGGCGCAUAUAAAUGUACUUGUCGAUAAUGAAGAUAAGGGCCGAUACAGGAACAAAAAGCGGGAAAUUACUACAAAUAAUUUAGUGACGUGUGAUCGAAAUUUGAGAUUUGGUUACAUCCUAGUUGGUUGGGAGGGAUCAGCCAGCGACAUAAGGGUUCUCCGAGAUGCGGUCUUCAGGGACCAUGGCUUGAAAGUACCAAAAGGGAACUACUAUUUGUGCGACUAUGGGUACACAAAUAGCGAAGGCUUUUUGACACUGUACAAAAAGGUGAGGUACCAUUUGAAAGAUUGGGGUCCCGCUAUGGAUAUGCCUCAGCACGCCCAGGAAUUGUUCAACCUUAGGCACGCUAAAGCCCGCAAUACUAUUGAACGUGCAGUUACUGUACUUAAGAUGAGAUGGGGUAUAUUACGUAGCCCUGUUUUCUUCCCAAUCCAGGUUCAAAAUAGGCUCAUCAUGGCAUCUUUUUAUUUACAUAAUUUCAUUCGUGCCGAGAUGGAUGUCGAUCCUAUUGAGCAACGAUUGGGAGUUGGGCCAUGGGAAAGUGAUAACGAGGAAGCACAUGGUGACAUUCCGUUUGUUGAUGCAAUAGACCCUUCACUGGACUGGAAUCGGAAGAGAGAUGAAUUGGCAAAAGCAAUGUGGCUUCAUGGACAUGUAUGCGAGGUGUGACAGUUCGGACCUUGUCCCUGAGGCGAGGGAAGAUGCUGGUUCUGUGUGUUCUUGUUUUGGGCAAAUGGUGAGCCCCUUUUGAUGGUACUAGGAUUUCUAACAUAAAUAGGAGUAGUAGUUAAGGAGUGUGCUCAUUUUGUUGAAAUAUUUCUACAACAGUAUGUUUACUAUGCAUUUCUACAAACACUCUUAAUGCAUGGGUAUAGUUAGACCAA